AUGAUGGAAAGAAUAAGAAAAGAGAUGAUUCUGAUGGAGAGAGGGCUCCACAGCCCUACGGCCAGCAAGAGGUUCUCCAAUUUGUCCGACUCCGCUGGCAGUGCUGUGCUCGAGGCCCUGGAAAAUUCGCAGCACCCAGCUCGCCUCAGCCCGCGCCUACCGUCCGCCCCCCUACACGGCGCUCUGGGAGACCUCCCCGCCAAGGGCAAAUUCGAAAUAGACACUUUGUUCAACCUGCAGCACCCGGGCAGCGAAAGCACCGUCUCCUCCGAAAUCGCCUCUGCUACUGAGAGCCGCAAGAAGCCGAGCCAUUAUUCAGAGGCGGCCGCCGAGGCCGACAUGAGCAGCGACGUGGAGGUGGGCUGCUCGGCGCUUCGCUCCCCCAGCGGCCUCGGCGCUGCGCCGCUGAAGGAAAACAAUGGCAAAGGGUACGCGGAGAGCGGCUCCGCCGCUGGAACCACGACGUCAGCGUCGGGCUCAGGCCUCGGCAGCCUGCAUGGAGGCGGCGGCGGCGGCGGCGGCGGCGGCAGUGGCGGGGGUGCGGCGUUGGGCGGCUCCGGCUCUGGAGCAGAUCAGGUGCGGCGCUACCGUACUGCGUUCACCCGUGAGCAGAUCGCGCGCCUGGAGAAAGAAUUCUACCGGGAGAACUAUGUGUCGCGGCCCCGCCGGUGCGAGCUGGCCGCUGCGCUCAACCUGCCCGAAACCACCAUCAAGGUGUGGUUCCAGAACCGGCGCAUGAAGGACAAGCGGCAGCGUCUGGCCAUGUCGUGGCCGCACCCAGCCGACCCCAGCUUCUACACCUACAUGAUGACGCAUGCGGCUGCCACCGGAAGCCUGCCCUACCCUUUCCACUCGCACGUGCCACUGCACUACUACCCGCACGUGGGCGUCACGGCGGCGGCAGCUGCGGCCGCAGCCUCUGGCGCAGCGGCCGCAGCUUCGUCGCCCUUCGCCACUUCCAUCCGUCCACUGGACACCUUCCGCGCCCUCUCUCAUCCCUACUCGCGGCCGGAGCUGCUGUGCAGCUUCCGCCACCCGGGUCUCUACCAGGCGCCCGCGGCCGCUGCAGGGCUCAACAGUGCUGCCUCUGCCGCUGCGGCCGCAGCAGCUGCAGCGGCUGCAGCCUCCUCCGCGGCGGCGGCCGGGGCGCCCCCCAGCGGCGGUUCCGCGCCCUGCUCAUGCCUCAGUUGCCACAGCAGUCAGUCCGCUGCAGCUGCUGCAGCAGCCGCCGCCGCAGCCCUGGGCUCCCGAAGUGGAGGUGGAGGCGGCGGCGGCGGCGGUGGCGCUGGGGCCGCGGGGGGCUCGGACUUCGGCUGCAGCGCUGGGGCGCCGCGCUCCGAAAGUGGCUUCUUACCCUACUCUGCGGCAGUGCUUAGCAAGACCGCCGUGAGCCCGCCAGACCAGAGGGACGAGGCGCCGCUCACCAGAUAA
This is a messenger RNA of Sciurus carolinensis (gray squirrel), 1431 nucleotides long. RefSeq names its product even-skipped homeobox 2 (gene Evx2). Lineage: Eukaryota; Metazoa; Chordata; Mammalia; Rodentia; Sciuridae. The coding region runs from base 1 to 1431 and encodes 476 amino acids. Gene Ontology annotation, cellular component: nucleus. The record is from RefSeq and is a predicted model, not a curated record. Gene Ontology annotation, molecular function: DNA-binding transcription factor activity, RNA polymerase II-specific; RNA polymerase II cis-regulatory region sequence-specific DNA binding. The transcript has 3 exons. Gene Ontology annotation, biological process: regulation of transcription by RNA polymerase II.